This is a messenger RNA of Molossus molossus (Pallas's mastiff bat), 3548 nucleotides long. It is a transcript of the gene TNFRSF21, whose product is annotated as TNF receptor superfamily member 21. Lineage: Eukaryota; Metazoa; Chordata; Mammalia; Chiroptera; Molossidae. Bases 417 to 2354 code for a protein of 645 amino acids. Gene Ontology annotation, biological process: oligodendrocyte apoptotic process; negative regulation of B cell proliferation; neuron apoptotic process. The transcript has 6 exons. The record is from RefSeq and is a predicted model, not a curated record. Gene Ontology annotation, molecular function: protein binding.
AGUCCCUCGCCGGCGGGUCUGGGAAGCGGAGGAGGGUGGCUGGCAGUGGCUGGAGGCUUCGCUAUGGGAAGUUGUUUCUUUGCUCUCUUGCGCCCAACCCUCCUCCCUGGUUCUCUGCAGCCGCUCUCGGAGGAGAGCACGGGGAGGCGCUGGUUGCAGCCGUGGCUGUCUCUCCCCGCCCCGGCGGCCGCGCCGCUGGGCAGGUGCUGAACACCCCAAGAGCCUCCGUCGCCGCCUCCCUCCUCUGUCCAGCUGCCCGGCUGCCCGGCUGCCGCAGUGCAUAUGGGGUGUUGGAGGUAGAUGGGCUCCCGGCCGGGGAGGCGGCGGUGGACGCGCCUCUGGGCAGAAGCAGUCGCCGAUUCCAGUUGCUGGAGAGCCACGCGCUCCCGGCGACCCUGCGAGCCCCGGGCUCAGCCAUGGGGACCUCUGCAAACGGCAGCACCGCUCUUGCCUCCUGCAGCCGCGUCGCCGGAGCCACGAUGAUCGCGGGCUUCCUCCUGCUGCUUGGAUUCCUUAGUACCACCUCUGCUCAGCCAGAACAGAAGGCUCCAAAUCUCAUUGGCAAAUAUCACCAUGUUGACCGUGCAACCGGCCAGGUGCUAACCUGUGACAAGUGUCCGGCAGGAACCUAUGUAUCUGAGCACUGUACCAACACAAGCCUGCGUGUCUGCAGCAGGUGUCCUGGGGGGACCUUCACCAGGCAUGAGAAUGGCAUAGAGAAAUGCCAUGACUGUAGCCAGCCAUGCCCAAGGCUGAUGGUGGAGAAAUUACCUUGUACUGCCUUGACUGACCGAGAAUGCACUUGCCCACCUGGCACGUUCCAGACUAAUGGUACCUGCGUUCCCCAUAAGCAGUGUCAAGUAGGUUGGGGUGUACGGAAGAAGGGGACAGAGACCGAGGAUGUGCGGUGCAAGCAGUGUGCUCGGGGGACCUUCUCUGAUGUGCCUUCCAGUGUGUUGAAAUGCAAAGCCUACACGGACUGUCUGAGUCAGAACCUGGUGGUGGUCAGGCCAGGCACCAAGGAGGCGGACAACGUCUGCGGCCAACCCCCGUCCUUCUCCAACACAACCACCUCUUCACGCCCCGAGCACAUGGAAUCUCACCAAGUCCUGUCCUCCACGUAUGUUCCCAAAGGCAUGAACUCAACAGAAUCCAACUCUUCUGCCUCUGUUAGACCAAAGGUACUGAGUGGCACCCACAAAGGGACAGUCCCCGACAACACAAGCUCAGCAAGGUGGGAGGACGGUGUGAACAAGACCCUCCCAAACCUCCAGGUGAUCAACCACCAGCAAGGCCCCCACCACAGACACAUCCUGAAGCUGCUGCCCUCCAUGGAGGCCACGGGGGGCGAGAGGUCCAGCACGCCCAUCAAAGGCAUCAAGAGGGGCCAUCCCAGACAGAACUCGCACAAGCAUUUUGACAUCAAUGAGCAUCUGCCCUGGAUGAUUGUGCUUUUCCUGCUGCUGGUGCUUGUGGUGAUAGUGGUGUGCAGUAUCCGGAAAAGCUCAAGGACUCUCAAAAAGGGGCCCCGGCAGGACCCCAGCGCCAUCGUGGAAAAGGCGGGGCUGAAGAAAGCGGUUACCCCAACCCAGACCCGGGAGAAGUGGAUCUACUACUGCAAUGGCCACGGCAUUGACAUCCUGAAGCUUGUGGCAGCGCAGGUGGGAAGCCAGUGGAAGGAUAUCUAUCAGUUCCUGUGCAAUGCCAGCGAGAGGGAGGUGGCCGCUUUCUCCAACGGGUACACGGCGGACCACGAGCGCGCCUACGCGGCCCUGCAGCACUGGACCAUCCGCGGCUCGGAGGCCAGCCUCGCGCAGCUCAUCAGCGCCCUGCGCCAGCACCGGCGCAACGAUGUCGUCGAGAAGAUUCGUGGGCUCAUGGAAGAUACGACCCAGCUGGAGGCCGACAAGCUGGCUCUCCCCAUGAGCCCCAGCCCGCUCAGCCCGAGCCCUAUCCCCAGCCCCAACACGAAGCUCGAGAACUCCAGCCUCCUGACCGUGGAGCCCUCCCCGCUGGAGAAGAGCAAGGGCUUCUUCGUGGACGAGUCCGAGCCCCUGCUCCGCUGUGACUCCACGUCCAGUGGCUCCUCUGCGCUGAGCAGGAUGGGCUCCUUCAUUACCAAAGAAAAGAAGGACACGGUGUUGCGGCAGGUGCGCCUGGACCCUUGUGACUUGCAGCCUAUUUUUGAUGACAUGCUCCACAUUCUGAAUCCUGAGGAGCUGCGGGUGAUUGAAGAGAUUCCUCAGGCAGAGGACAAGCUGGACCGGCUCUUUGAGAUCAUUGGAGUCAAGAGCCAGGAAGCCAGCCAGACUCUCCUAGACUCUGUCUAUAGCCAUCUUCCCGACCUGUUGUAGGACACAAGGGAUACUGCACUCUGGAAACGACUCAUCUUAGUGUCAGGGUGGUUUGUUUCUGGUUUUUUUUGUGUUUUUUUUUUUUUUUGGUUUUUGUUUUUUGUUUUUGGGUGUGUGUGUGUGUGUGUGUGUAACAGAGUAUAUGGCCAGUGUCUUGAGCUUGCUUUCUCUCUUUUUUUUUUUUUUUUUUAACCCAUCUGGGAAGUUAGUUUAUAAACCUUUUCAAGAUGUAACUGUUGCAAAAUACCCACCACUAAAGUUUUUUAGGUUCCACAUUUUCUGUUUUGCCUUCCUAUGUAUUUUUCCAAGUUGUUGUGUGCACUUUAAAUUCACUUUGCGUGGCACCGUGCGGGGCGACCGCGCCAGCGCCCUGGGCUCUGCACCUCUUCCUUAGAGGUGUAUGGUCUGGUGAGGUCUGUAAGCAGUUCUGUCUCAACACCCACACUGAUGUCUUUUAUUCUUGCUAUUUUUUUUUUAUUAUUAUUUGUCAUUUAUGAAUUUGCUUAAGGGUUAAGGAAAUGGGAGGCUCCAUUGAGUUACUGUAAUUCAAUUAGAUUUUGUGUUGUUGUCUUUUGAAUAUGCCUUGUUGUGUAGUUCGCAUUCAUGGCCGAAACUUGACCACACUGUUGCUGAUUGUAUAAUUUUCACCUGGACACCAUGUAGAAUGCUCCAUUACUUGGGUUCCUCUUACACUAAUAUGCUCUGGGCUGGAGACAUGAAAUCCUCGAGCCACCAGGACUUGCUAUUUAAGUGGCUCAACAACUGGGCCACCCAAGAACUUGAACUUUGUGUUUUAGGGAUUGAGCUGUUCCGGAACAUAUUGCUGCACCUCAGAAAGUCACAACUGAGUGCCAGUGGUACCUUUUCCAUAGGGAAUUUGCACCGCUUUGCUUUAAAGAUGUCUUUUUUAUCCACACAUAGUUGAUAGGUCCAGCCCUUGAUCAAGGCUUUGGUCUUGCUGGGUUUCCUACAUCUGUCAAUCACUUCAAUUACAAAUGGCUGCAGCUGUAAGAACUCUUGUCCGAUAUAUUUACAACUACGCUCCCAUUUAUAGACAUACUCUCUCCUGCUCAAUCGCCAGACUCGGAUGCAAAGGUGGUGUGGACUCCCUUUGCGUGGGCGGGGUUUGUGGAUAGUGGUGAGGGACCGAUAUCGGAAAAAUGCCUUCAAGUGUACUAAUUUAUUAAUAAAUAU